GUGUGUCUCAGUGGAUGAGUGACGCGCUGCCGGGACGCAUGCCCCGUGCGCACUGCGCGUCCUGGCCUGUCAGUAGCAGCCAGAUGGAAACGUAGGCAAGUGAAUUUGGUGAGGUCAUGUAUUUUUAAGCCGCAACAACGGAAUCAAUCAUCCUUCGCCGGCGGCACGAACAAACAAUCCGCCGCUCCGCGACAUUUUCACCGCUGAUCGGACCGCGGGGCGAUCGACAGUUUGACUUGAUAACAGAGAGGACAUUUUUGGAUGCACAGAAAGCAGUAAUUGAAGAUUUCGCCAUGAACAAAAACAAGAGAGAGAGAGAGUUCUACAGCCUAGAAGUUGGCGAUUCGACGUUCACAGUACUGAAGCGAUACCAGAAUCUCAGACCCAUCGGCUCAGGAGCACAAGGAAUCGUCUGCUCUGCUUACGACCAAAUCCUUGAAAGAAACGUUGCCAUCAAGAAGCUAAGUCGGCCGUUUCAAAACCAAACCCAUGCCAAGAGGGCUUACAGAGAGCUGGUCCUAAUGAAAUGUGUCAACCACAAAAAUAUCAUUGGCCUAUUAAAUGUAUUUACACCACAAAAAUCAUUAGAAGAAUUCCAAGACGUAUACUUGGUGAUGGAGCUGAUGGACGCCAACCUGUGCCAGGUCAUUCAGAUGGAGCUGGACCACGAGAGGCUGUCCUAUCUGCUCUAUCAGAUGUUGUGUGGUAUCAAACACCUCCACGCUGCCGGCAUCAUUCAUAGGGACCUCAAGCCCAGUAACAUAGUCGUCAAGUCAGAUUGUACAUUGAAGAUUUUGGACUUCGGCUUGGCGCGGACGGCUGCCACAGGCCUCCUGAUGACACCAUAUGUGGUUACUCGUUACUACAGAGCUCCCGAGGUUAUCCUGGGCAUGGGCUAUCAAGCCAAUGUGGACAUAUGGUCUGUGGGCUGCAUAUUGGCAGAAAUGGUUCGCCAUAAAAUCCUCUUCCCAGGAAGGGACUACAUUGACCAGUGGAACAAGGUAAUUGAGCAGCUAGGCACUCCGUCUCAGGAUUUCCUAAUGAAGCUGAAUCAGUCAGUGAGAACGUACGUGGAAAACAGGCCCCGCUAUGCUGGAUACAGCUUUGAGAAACUCUUCCCAGACGUGCUCUUCCCUGCCGACUCUGAUCACAACAAACUGAAAGCGAGCCAAGCUAGAGAUCUCUUAUCCAAGAUGUUAGUGAUUGAUGCCUCCAAGCGCAUCUCUGUGGAUGAGGCCCUGCAGCACCCCUAUAUUAAUGUUUGGUACGAUCCAGCAGAAGUGGAAGCGCCCCCUCCGAAGAUCCCAGACAAACAGCUGGAUGAGAGGGAGCAUACUGUGGAAGAGUGGAAAGGGCUAAUUUAUAAGGAGGUGAGUGAAUGGGAGGAGUGGACAAAAAAUGGGGUGAUAAGAGGCCAGCCACCUCCUUUAGGUGCAGCAGUGAUCGACAGUGCCCCUCAGCCCACGUCCUCCUCCUCUUCUUCGGCCAACGAUGUCUCGUCCAUGUCCACAGAGCCCACUGACCCGAGCAGUGACCCCACCAUGACCUCUGAAACAGACAGCAGCUUGGACAGCCAUACCUCUCUGGGUGCACUGGCCUGCUGCAGAUAACGGACACAUACAAUACACAUACACACAAACCCACACUUACAAACAAAAACGAACCUUUCCUCAUCUGUGUGUGAUAGGAAAGGGUUUAGGCCAAUGGAACUUCUAAUGUUAGUUUGUAGAACUGCGCUUUUAAUGUACAGUUUGUUUUUAUUUCCCCUCCCUCUAUACUUCUGUAAAUGAUUGUGGUUUGAAAUUGUAUCAUUAUUACUGUAUUUUUGCUGCAAAGAAUCAGAGUAUGUUUUGAUGUGAAACUGUGAAGUAUGUUAUGAAAGAGAGGGAUUUGAGUGUACUUUACACAUUGCUGUUUUUUUAGCUACUGCUACACAGUUGACUAUCAUACUGUUAGCACUGCAAUAUUAUGUUGAGUAUAUUUUUAAAUUGUUAAUUUGGCAUUUUUGUAUUUUUGGGACAUUUGAAUGAAUCUACACAAAUUCUUUCUUUAAAAGUAGACUAGAGCUCGUUUCAUCUUGGAUCCUAAUGCAAAUGGAUGAUUUUAUUUUGACAUUGUUCCUCCUCUUUCUUGUAGAAAGCAUCCCAAGUUAACUUAUUUUCUUAGUAUUAUGUCACCUCUGAUUGUGUGUAUCGCGACAAGCAGUCAAAUGGUCUGUUGCCCUGGCACUGAAUUUCUUUUUUUACUAUAGCAUACUGUAGACUGACUGUAUUUUAACUUUUUUAUUUACUUAGAUGUAAUUUGUAGGUGACGGUCUGUUGGAUGAGGAAGUACAGGGUGAAUGUAAGUGAAUAGAAAUGUGGCAUUGUAAGGAGCCAAUGAUUACUGUUAGCGCUGUAACAAGUUAAUAUAGGCCACUCCACUGGCUAGAAUGAGUGAGCUGUAUUUGGGGACUGUCACUAGGGACUAAGUCUUAUUAGUCACUUUACCCUUUUGGCAGGCUCUUUCAGACAUUAUUCACAGCUGUCUGGUAUUUAAGAUAUUUCAUUUAAGUGCCCUUACUCAGUUCAGUGAUUUUCAGUCCUCUCCGUGGCAGAUGCCCUUCUCUUCUGUGCGUCUUUCUGAGUUCUACCUCACACAUAUACACACUCAAACACACAUUUUUGAAGAUACAGUAUGUAUUUCAUGGCACACAUCAUUCGAAAGAAAUGCGAAAAAAGAUUGAAUUUUUUUCUGCAUUUGUGUUAUUUAUUUAUUUAUUUA
Xiphias gladius (swordfish) is the source of this 2763-nucleotide messenger RNA. RefSeq names its product mitogen-activated protein kinase 8a (gene mapk8a). The record is from RefSeq and is a predicted model, not a curated record. Gene Ontology annotation, biological process: protein phosphorylation; JNK cascade. Lineage: Eukaryota; Metazoa; Chordata; Actinopteri; Istiophoriformes; Xiphiidae. Gene Ontology annotation, cellular component: nucleus; cytoplasm. Gene Ontology annotation, molecular function: ATP binding; JUN kinase activity. The coding region runs from base 294 to 1610 and encodes 438 amino acids. The transcript has 12 exons.